Messenger RNA from Spea bombifrons (plains spadefoot toad), 3094 nucleotides. It is a transcript of the gene NOLC1, whose product is annotated as nucleolar and coiled-body phosphoprotein 1. Gene Ontology annotation, molecular function: protein binding. The record is from RefSeq and is a predicted model, not a curated record. Lineage: Eukaryota; Metazoa; Chordata; Amphibia; Anura; Pelobatidae. The coding region runs from base 51 to 2696 and encodes 881 amino acids. Gene Ontology annotation, cellular component: nucleoplasm; nucleolus. The transcript is spliced from 19 exons.
UAGCGGUCUUUUGCACAUGAGUUGGAGUUGCAGCGUGCAUUGAGGCCUGAAUGAGAAGUAUGUCGGAACGGCGUGUUGUACCGAGUGAUCUCUUCCCCCAUGUACUGCGCUUUCUACGGGACAACCAGUUCACCAAUGCAGCUAGAGAGUUCACUAGGGCUACAAGCGUGAAAGACAAUGACCCCAGUCCAUCUUCUCUUUUGGAUAUAUACAGUUACUGGGUGAAGUCACCAGAUGCAAAUAAGCGACAACCAUCAGCCAAUGGUGUCCCUGCUAAGAAGCCGGUCAAAGAUUCUUCCAGCAGUGAGGACAGCUCCAGUGAGGAUGAAGAACCACCUGCUAAAAGACCUGGUAUUGCACCUGCUGAUGGGAAAAGACCUACAGUUAAAUCGACCCAAUCUAAAAAAGCAGAUAGCAGCAGUGAUGACUCCACUGAUGAAGAGGAGGAAAAGAAACAUCAACUUACAAAAACAACACCCAAGGGUAAGACAGUGACCAAGUCUCCCCUGCAAAAGAAAGCAGACAGCUCCAGCUCGGAAGUCAGCAGCUGUGAGGAUGACGCUUCUAAGAAAUCAAAGACUGAGACAAAAUCACCAGCUGCAAAAGGAAAGAGUGCUCCCUCUGCUGCAAUCAGAAAAAAACAUGCAAAUAGAAACAAAGAAUCAGAUGCCAGAGUCCUAGCCAUGAAAGCUACUGUAGAAAAAACUACCCCAGCCAACUCACCUGCCACAGCCAAGUCCUCAUCAAGCAAGGCGAAUACUGGGAACACAGACUCUAGUAGUGAUGACUCCUCGGACUCCGAUAGCUCUGGCAAGAUGCCAAAGGCAAAAACAAAACCAAAGCCAGGCGUUUAUAGUGCUGUACCUCCACCUGCGAUUAAGACAGAAGAGGCCCAACACAACCAGGAACAGUCUGCAAGAAAGUCUAAAAAUACUCAGCGAAAGUCAUCUGCCUUGGCAGCCAAGCUUGGCACUAAGAAAGGAGAAUCGAUCUCAGACAGUGAAACUGAUUCUAGUAGUGAUGAGGAAGACGAGAGAACUUCUGCUGGACCACACUCUAGCGUACCUACUCCUAAACCUGGAAAAAAGACCAUGACGGCAAAGGCAGUUAAAGGAAAGAAAGAAUCCAGUUCUAGUAGCUCAGAUUCUAGUGGCGAUGAGCAAACUGCAAAAAAAGCAACCCCAAAAACAUCUGCCACUAAUGCAACCCCAAAAACGUCAGGACAGACACAUGGUAAACCAGCUGUAAAAACUACACCAGCCAAAAAAGAUGACAGCUCUUCUGACAGUUCUGACUCUAGCAGUGAUGAGGAAGACGAGAAAUCCUUUGUCAGGCCACACUCCAACGCAGCUACCCGUAAGCUUGGAAAUAAAGCCACGUCAGCUAAAGGAAAGAAAGAAUCCAGUUCUUCUAGCAGCUCAGACUCUAGUAGUGAUGAGCAGACUGCAACAAAAGCAAUCCCCAAAACACCUGCCACUAUCACAGGCCAAAAAAUGUUAGGAAAAACAUCUGGCAAACCAGCCCUAAAAACUACACCAGCCCAAAAAAGAGAGUGCUCUUCUGACAGUUCUGACUCUAGCAGUGAUGAGGAAGACAAGAAAACGUCUGCCGGGCCACCCUCUGGAGCUGCUACUCAUAAGCCUGGAAAUAAAGCCACAGCAGCAAAGCCAGCUAAAGGAAAGAGAGAAUCCAGUUCUUCUAGCAGCUCAGACUCUAGUAGUGAUGAGCAGACUGCAGCAAAAGCAACCCCAAAGAUACCAAACACGAAUGCAGCCCCAAAAAUGCCAGGAAAGACACCUGGUAAACCAGCUCUAAAAACUACACCAGCCAAAAAAGAUGACAGCUCUUCUGACAGUUCUGAUUCUGACAGUUCAGAAGACAACACUAAAACAAGUAUCAAAACAGCAGCAAAAUUAGGACCAACCAAGAAAACAGAAAGCAGCUCAAAUGGGGACAAAAAGAAAGGCAAGCUAAAUGCUGUAAAAUCACCAGCUGCCAAGAAACCUGUAACUGUGAAUGAAGCAAAGGCCAGUAGUAGUUCCUCUUCUGAUAGUUCUAGCAAUGAAGAAAAAUCCAAGAAACCACCAAAACAGGCGAAGCCAGUGCCUCCUAAGAAGGAUGACAGUAGCAGCUCUGAAAAUAGUUCAGAGGAUGAGAAGAAACCAGCUAAAAAGCUAGCUGCCAAAUUUUUAGCUGCUAAGGAAGACUGCAAAAGUUCAGAGGAUCAAACACCUGCAAAGAAAAGUGUUUCCGCCCCCAAAAUCAAUAAAGCAAAGGAGAGUUCAGAAGAAAGCUCUUCUAAUGAGGAAGAUGACAAAGUAAUUGGUACUCCAGCUAAGAGGAAAAGAUCAGAGACCACAGAAGAACCACAACUUGAAGGACUAACACCUCAGAACAAGAAACUCAAAGCUAAAACCCCUAACACCUUUCCCAAGGUUAACAAGAAGGAAGUUGAUAAGCCCACUCCGUUUCGCAGGGUAAGAGAAGAGGAAAUAGAAGUUGAUCCCCGUGUGGCUAAUAACUCUUUUGAGGCAAAGAAGGGAGCUACUGGAGAUUGGGGCGAAAGAGCCAACAAUGUCUUAAAAUACACAAAAGGAAAAUCUUUUCGUCAUGAGAAAACAAAGAAAAAGCGUGGAAGUUACUGUGGUGGUUCAAUUUCCACUUCUGUGAACUCUAUCAAGUUUGACAGUGAAUAAAAACGAAUGGCAUUUGAUCAAAUAAACACAAGAUCAUGUUUACUUUUUACUAGGCUUUAGCCACUGCAGGUCAAAUCUUAGCAAAACUUCCAAGAACGCCAUUCACCUAGUCAGUUUGGAAGUGAGUUCCAACGGAGAAACAUCUAUAAAGUAGGCAUCUUAAUAUUUGGUAAAAUUCAUUUUAAAAACAUGCACCAUUUUUUUAAGAUUUCCUUUUUUGUUCUAAACUUGUCAGUUGAAAAUAUAGCUGUGAUUUUUAUGUUUAAAUGUUGAAAAAUGUGUAUUGCAAUUGAAUUUAAAUGCCUUUUUUCCCUUUUUGGAAGAAAGUAUACCUGUCAUAGCAUUUGAUAAUUAUCUUCUGAAGGACUGACAAUGAAAUAAAGGACUUUCUAACACAA